Eriocheir sinensis (Chinese mitten crab) is the source of this 3626-nucleotide messenger RNA. RefSeq lists its product as uncharacterized. NCBI's taxonomy places the organism in Eukaryota, Metazoa, Arthropoda, Malacostraca, Decapoda, Varunidae. The coding region runs from base 856 to 1929 and encodes 357 amino acids. The transcript has 7 exons. The record is from RefSeq and is a predicted model, not a curated record.
CCCGCCGAGUGCUCCAGCUCCUGGCGUGCCGUGAGCCCAGGAUGUGGUGUUGGCCAUACUGGGAGGAGCACAGCGCCAGGAGACAGCUGCUCAAGUGAGGGUCUGAGGCGGACGCUGUAAUCAGCACUCGCUGUGUCCACGCUGCCGCUGACCUCAGGACUCCUUGGUGCAUCCCUCGCCUCGCCUGCUGCUUGGUCCCUGAGUGUGGCGUCGGGGGAACCUUGCCGCCCGCUGCAGCUUCCCUGAGGUUCCUGCAAGACCCCCACCCCAGGAGUGGUGGGCAGGGGAGGCUGCAAGGCCGGGCAGCAGCCUGAGUGGCGGGACCAGCAGGAACACUGCCACUGCUGUGAGGAUCAGAAGAACACAACCACCACUGAGAACAACAACAACAACAACAAUACCACCACCACCUUACUGCUGGCACCUUCAGCCACAAAGGAAAGGGAAAGUUUGAGUGUGACAAGAUUUGAGACUGGGAGCAAGUUCAGCAGACACAGCCUUGCACACACUGGUGAGGGAAACCAUGAGUGGCCAGCGUGUGCGGAAAGACUCCCUGGGAAGGAUGACCUCAGCAAAUACACCCACACACUGCUGAAGGAGUCCUUGAAUGCCAAGACUGGCAAAAGGUUCAGUUGCAAAAGUAAACUCAACAGACACACCCUUACAUACACUGGUGAAGGACCUCAUGAAUGCCAAGAGUGUGGCAAAAGGUUCAGUUACAAGAAUAAACUCAACACACACACCCUUACACACACUGGUGAAGGACCUCAUGAAUGCCAAGAGUGUGACCAAAGGUUCAUUACAAAGAAUCACCUCAACACACACACCCUUACACACACUGGUGAAAGACUGUAUAUGCCAAGAAGAGAGGAAGGCCUAGGACUGUCUGAAGUUAACUACCAACACAGAGCCAUUAUGGUGAGCAUCGGCCAAUACCUCAGAAGCUCCCUAAGUCCAAACAUUGCCAGGGUCCAGGAACACCACACCAACAAAGCCAGCAAAAACACCUCAAUUACUAAGCUGACCCAGCAUUUUGGACAGGAUUGUAUAGUAGAUGAGCAGGAAACAGAAAACACACCAGCCACCAAAAUGGCCAGAAAGAGCUGUUCAAAAUUCACCAGGAAGUUCCAGAACACCAACUUAACUGAGUGGGCAGAACACCAACGUGCCAAGUUUUUCCUGCAAGAGCUCUCCAAAGACUACAUUGACAAGGAGAGCUCUCUGAACUGGCUCAUCAAAGGAACCCUCCACUACGAUCAGGAGAGGCUGAUAAUGGCAGCACAAGACCAGGCCAUAAUGACCAACGCUUUAAAAAAAAUGGCUGGUCUCAGUAACAACAACAAACGCAGGUUCUGCCACACUGAAAUUGAAAGUGUGAGCCACCUGAUCUGCAGCUGCCAGACUCUGCUAGCCGAUGGCUACUACACAGUCAGGCACGAUGAAGUGUGCAAAUACCUACACUGGACCAUCUGCAGCAGCCUGAACAUCAAGUGCUCUAGCAAAGUGUGGGAACAUCAGCCAGAGAAAAUCACCGGAAAUGAGACGCACACCAUCUGCUAUGACCAGGUAAUUCCAACAGCUACCUAUCUAGAUAAUGCUGCAGUGAAACCAGACCUGGUUGUGUGGAACAGGAAAGAAAAAGUGGCUAUGAUAGUUGAGGUCAGUAUCCCACAUGACAGCGGGCUAAACAGAGCUGAAAGGGAAAAGGUCACCAAAUAUCAAGGCCUGAUGCAUGAUAUGAAAAGAAACUGGAAAUUGAAGAACAUCUCGAUUGUGCCAGUCAUUGCCGGAGCAACAGGCCUACUGAAAAAGAACUUCAAGGACCAUCUAGCUAAAAUCCCAGGAAACCCGAGGGCAACAGAAAUCCAAACAAUUGCCCUUAAGGGAACCACUACCAUCCUAAAAAGAACCCUCGGUUGCAGCCUCUAAAAAGUGGGUGAUUGUUAGGCACUUGGCAGAGUGCCCCAUCACCCAUAAUCAAGACUGAAAAAGUAAACUAAAACAGAAAAAGUGAAAGACCUCAUGAAUGCCAAGAGUGUGGCAAAAGGUUCAGUUACAAGAAUAACCUCAACACACACACCCUUACACACACACUGGUGAAAGACCUCAUGAAUGCCAAGAGUGUGACCAAAGUUUCAAUACAAAGAGUUCCCUCAAGAGACACACCCUUACACACACACUGGUGAAAGACUUCAUGAAUGCCAAGAGUGUGGCUAAAGGUUUAUUACAAAGGAUAACCUCAACACACACACCCUUACACACACUGGUGAAAGACCUCAUGAAUGCCAAGAGUGUGACCAAAGUUUCAAUACAAAGAGUUCCCUCAAGAGACACACCCUUACACACACUGGUGAAAGACCUCAUGAAUGUCAAGAGUGUGGCCAAAGGUUCAUUACAAAGGACAACCUCAAGAAACACACCCUUACACACACUGGUGAAAGGCCUCAUGAGUGUCUGGAAUGUGGACAAAGGUUCAGAGAGAAGUUUGCAUUGGAGUGUCACAUCUUCAGACACUCUGGCCUGAGAGAGUUCAAGUGUGAUGUGUGUGGGAAGCACUUCAAAACAAAGUCAGACAUUGCCCGGCACAUGAAGACCCACUUCUGAGGUGCUGUGUUGUGCUGCUGUGUGGGACUUCAGUGACGGGGAACCAGUCAUCAGCACCACCUGGAGAGGACUGGCACCAUGUUGUGGCUGACUGCUGAGAGAUGCACCAACAAGCAGCACCACAGUGAACAGUGCCGUCUGCCCCGAGCCAGAGUGGUGACAACUGUCACCUUGCCCCGGCACAGUGCAGCAGCCAACAACCUUCCUGCCCCAAAGAUGCUGAGAACUGUCAACCUGUCUUGUGAGGGGCAACACUCCCUCCCUCCCUCCCUCCCUGCCCCAAAGGUGCUGACAACUGUCAGCCUGUCUUGUGGAGGGCAACACUCCCUCCCUCCCUCCCUCCCUGCCCCAAAGGUGCAUACAACUGUCAGCCUGUCUUGUGGGGGGCAACACUCCCUCCCUCCCUCCCUGCCUGCCCCAAAGGUGCAUACAACUGUCAGCCUGUCUUGUGAGGGGCAACACUCCCUGCCUGCCCCAAAGGUGCAUACAACUGUCAGCUGUCUUGUGGGGGCCAGCAGCCAGCAGUGCCGAGCAAGGAGUACAAGUCAAUGAUGGUGAUGACACUGACAACAAGGCGCAUGUCCUCCUAGAGUGACCUCAAUCUGGUACUGGCCACAGAGAUCACUUUGUCGCACUCCACUUUGGACCGCUGCUGAAGGCUGGCUGACAGCUGGACUGUCCCGCCACUGUGUGCAGGCCAGUGGGACAGGUGGCCUGCCGGGGAGCACAUGUGUCCCCUCCUGCCCUGCAGACACAGACACAGCUGCUGGACCUCAGCACCCAGGAGGACACAGCCGCUGUCUCCCUCGCCAAGCGCCGCACGGCCACACUCACCGCGCCACGCCUGGAAGAAGCAACAGUGACGCCAAGAUGAAGGCCGUUCCCACUCCCUCGGCAAGCCUGAGUGUGUCUAAGCAGAGGAACUAAAAACGUCUUGAUAAUUCUCUGGAACACGUUAUUUCUGUAGAGCAUUCUGUCCCUUGAGUGUACGCUGGACUCCAAUAAACAUCCUGUUGGGGAAA